Molecule: messenger RNA, 342 nt
Organism: Microthlaspi erraticum
Lineage: Eukaryota; Viridiplantae; Streptophyta; Magnoliopsida; Brassicales; Brassicaceae
Source: the annotation of a GenBank genome assembly
AUGACACGAAAGAUUGGACUUCAUGUGUUAAGGACUCUAGACGUGAGAAAGCCAUGCAUCAAUGAUUGUUACAACGGCGAUCUCUCUGAAGAGCUCAUACUUGGGUAUGCAAAACAGACAUUGGCUUUGAAGCCGAAAAAACAAUACGUACCAUGGGUCAACAUCAACGUCGAACCACUCUUUGACAAUUUCAAAGAUUUUGUGCCCCAAGUCUGCAAAGCCUACAAAGGGAAGGCUGCUCAUCUUCCAAAAAUCUGCAAUUCCUCUGCCUUGCUUAAGUCUCCAGAGAGCAAAAUGUACAAGCUUCAAGUCUCCUAUGCCGAUGAAGUUAAAAAUUACUAA